AUGGUUCCUCUCAACGAAAUCACUGCACACAAAGACUUCCUCGGAGUACCAGGAGCAAUAUCCAUAUCGCUAGGCCUGCCAAUUGUUGUUGUUCUACUAUAUCUGCUUAGCAAUCCAGAUUAUGUAGUGGAUGGAUUCUACAUAGACUUUGGUAAGGUGAUCGAGGUCUGUAACAAGCAUUUCGUAGAAGAAUUUUAUUCAACUUUUGCAAACUCCACCUGUUGGAAAAUUUACUUGGGUUGGUUUGGUGGUUUAAUAUGUUUAGAUUUGGUCCUGCCAGGGAAACUGUUGAAAGGUGUAAUAUUAAGAGAUGGAACUCAGUUGAAGUACCAUAUCAACGGCCUACCUAUGGCCGGCCUUCUAGCCUCCAUUUUAGUGGCAAGGUGGUUUCAAACUAAUGGAUCAAUGCCUGAGCUACAAUUUCUUUACAACAACAUCCUCAACUUUUCCAUUGUGACAAUCGAGUUUUCAUUUAUCUUAGCAACAGCUUGCUAUCUAUUUUCGUUCAUUCCUUUAAGGAGACCAAAUGGAGUCAAUACAAGGUCAAGGAUCCUUGCGGUUGGAGGCAACACUAAAAACCCAAUUUUUGACUGGUUUAUUGGUAGGGAAUUGAACCCAAGAAUAGGAUCUUGGGAUAUUAAACUUUUCUGCGAACUAAGGCCUGGAAUGUUACUUUGGUUGCUGAUUAACUUGUCAUGUUUGCACCAACAGUAUUUGAAGGAAGGAAAAAUAUUCGACUCUCUUUUGUUAGUUAACUUCUUACAGAUGUUCUAUAUAAUUGAUGGAGUGUUGAAUGAAGAAGGUCUUUUAACUAUGAUGGACAUAGCCACAGACGGAUUCGGAUUUAUGUUGGCUUUUGGUGAUCUUACUUUGGUCCCCUUUACUUAUUCACUGCAGUCUCGAUAUUUGGUUUUGAAGCCAGUCCAUUUAGGGUUAUUCAAUAUGAUCCUGAUAUGUAUCCUUGCUUUCACAGGCUAUUAUAUUUUUCAUUCAGCUAAUAGUCAAAAGUCGAAGUUUCGUCAAGGCUUACUUCCAUCCAUGAAAUCAAUUGAAACCGAAACUGGGUCUAAACUGCUAGUAGACGGUUGGUGGAGGCGUUCUCAGCAUAUCAACUAUCUAGGAGACUGGUUAAUCGCAUGGAGUUGGUGUCUACCGACAGGGUUUAACUCAGUUCUGCCAUACUAUUAUGUGAUAUAUUUUGGGGUAUUGUUGGUCCAUAGACAAACUAGAGACGAGGAUAAAUGUCAACGAAAGUAUGGCAAGUAUUGGACGAUGUACCAAAAAGAAGUACCUUACAAAAUUAUACCUUAUGUGUACUAA
This is a messenger RNA of Komagataella phaffii GS115, 1320 nucleotides long. RefSeq names its product C-14 sterol reductase, acts in ergosterol biosynthesis. Bases 1 to 1320 code for a protein of 439 amino acids. Gene Ontology annotation, molecular function: Delta14-sterol reductase activity. Gene Ontology annotation, biological process: ergosterol biosynthetic process. Lineage: Eukaryota; Fungi; Ascomycota; Pichiomycetes; Pichiales; Pichiaceae. Gene Ontology annotation, cellular component: endoplasmic reticulum membrane. The transcript has a single exon. The record is from RefSeq and is a predicted model, not a curated record.